Molecule: messenger RNA, 1275 nt
Organism: Brettanomyces nanus
Lineage: Eukaryota; Fungi; Ascomycota; Pichiomycetes; Pichiales; Pichiaceae
Exons: 1
Coding region: 1-1275 (424 amino acids)
Biological process (GO): regulation of DNA-templated transcription
Molecular function (GO): DNA-binding transcription factor activity, RNA polymerase II-specific; zinc ion binding
Source: RefSeq, a predicted model, not a curated record
AUGCUAUUUGUUGAGACAAUUAUUGAUCUGGAGCCUGCAUUUAAAGAGGCAUGUUCAGAAUCCGUCACUAUCGAUGUUACGCACAAUCGGGUGGAAUCUCGGGUGGAAUCUCGCUCGAUCAGAAUAGACUUUGAGUCCCGAACAAUAGAGACAAAUGACUCGUUUGGAUCUAAAAGUAUCUUUAAUCUGUUUGCGGAUAAUAACCGAGUCAAUAAAACAUUACAAAGAUUCGACAGCAAAGAAUUCAACUACGGAUAUAAUCAAAAACUCCUCAAUGUAUUUAGGGAUUCACCAACAAGAGAUGUGAUUACACCUGCAAAAUUGAUGUACAGAAACGAGACAACUGUAGAACCUCAACAGACUUUUCAGUCUUUAUUUGGAGUAGGAAUGCUGGAUAAUUUGCUUCAGCGUGCGCACUUGGAAUCCAUUUAUGAUGAUGUUCAGCUGCCUGACUCGUGGAUGAUUGGAGGUGAACACAAUGACCAUACUGAGGAAUUUCUGUUUGAAGGUAUUAGUUUUAAAUCUGAGAAUACAGAGAAGUUACUUGCAAAUAGAAACGGAUUCAAUCCAAACGACUCGAAAUUUAGAAUAGCAUCAUCCUUAGCAGGUUCUGGUGGUAUUGAUUAUUUAGAAGGAAUAUCUACCAGACCAACCACCCAAGACUUUCGAAUACCAGUAUUCAAUUUUAAUGAGAGCAUGAAAUUGGGGAUGAAAGAAAAGAAAGGAAAUGGGAAAAAACCCAAGACUCCUGAAGCUGCUGACCUUCCUGAGGUUUCAAUUAAUACAGAUGAUAGCAUAGAUGAAGACUAUAGGGAAGGAUCAUCAUGCUCAAUUUUUGAACCGGUUAAAAGGAAAAAGGGAAGACCAAAGGGGUCCAAGAAUUCAGUGAAGAAAAUAAGACUCCCUAAAAAGAGAGGUCGUAAGCCUAAAAGGGAAACUAGUGAGGAGCCAUCAAUCAAAAAGUAUAAAAAGACUUCGGGUCCUAGAAAGAAGACAGGAUGCUGGACUUGUAGACUUCGAAGAAAGAAAUGUACAGAGGAAAGACCUGAAUGUGCAGAAUGUAUUAGAUUGGGAUUAACAUGUCAGGGUUACAAUAAGGACAGACCAGUGUUCAUGACGAACCCUUCUCUUGCUAGGGAAAUGACAGACGAGAUCAAGAAGAUCACAUUGACACAAAAACGACGUGGAUGUAAGCAGAGAUAUGAGGAGAAAAUGAGAAUGAAGAAUUCAAUCAAGCUGGUUUCACAGGAUGCUACAAUAGAUGAGCCUAUAUGA